AUGCUGUGCCCCUGGCAGUUCGUGUUCAAGCCCCAUGCUGCCCGGAGCCGCUACGGCGCCAAGAAGGACAUCAACAACAACGUGGAGAAAAGCAGGAAGAUCCGUAGUCCAGAAAAGGAUGAUGCCAAAUUGCAUGAGCUGAGCAAGAAGCAGAAUGAGAUGCCGCUGAUCGCAUCGUCAGCAAAGGCCAGUGAGGCUGGAGAGAAUCUCCCCCAAAAUGGUAUCAAAAUUCCAAAGCAGAUAUCAGGAUGUCCAGGACAUGUAAGAGUAAGAAACUUGGAAAAUGGAUCCAGCUUUCUCGACACACUACACCUGACAGCAAAGGAGGUGAUCAGCUGCCGGACCAAAGCCUGCCAAGGGGCACUCAUGGCCACAAAGGGCCUGGUGAAAGGUACCAGAGAUGGGCCAGUGCCAGUGGAAGACCUUUUACCUCAGGCCACAGACUUCCUCAAGCAGUACUACAGCUCCUUGAAAGAGCUAAAAGUAAAGGAACACCAGGACCGACUGGAAGCAGUGACCAAGGAGAUACAAACAACAGGAACCUACCAUCUGACAGAGGAUGAGCUGAUAUUUGGUGCCAAACAGGCCUGGAGGAAUGCACCCAGGUGUAUUGGGAGAAUCCAGUGGUCCAAUCUCCAGGUGUUUGACGCACGGGACUGCAAAACAGCCCAGGAGAUGUUUGAGCAUAUCUGUCGUCAUGUUCAGUAUGCCACAAACAACGGGAAUAUCAGAUCAGCCAUCACGGUGUUCCCGCAGAGGACUGACGGCAAACACGAUUUCCGCGUGUGGAACAGCCAGCUGAUCCGCUACGCUGGGUACCAAAUGCCAGAUGGGUCUGUCCUUGGGGACCCUGCCACCGUGGAGUUCACACAGUUGUGCAUCGAGCUCGGGUGGCAGCCGAAAUACGGUCGCUUUGAUGUGCUGCCACUGGUGCUCCAAGCGAACGGCCAAGACCCAGAAAUAUUUGAAUUGCCUCCAGAAAUUGUCCUCGAAGUGCCAAUGGAGCACCCAAAGUAUGAGUGGUUCAAGGAGCUGGAUCUGAAGUGGUAUGCCCUGCCUGCUGUGGCCAGCAUGCUGCUGGAGGUGGGAGGGCUGGAGUUCACCGCAUGUCCCUUCAACGGCUGGUACAUGGGCACAGAGAUAGGGGUGAGGGACUUCUGUGACGUGCAGAGAUACAACAUCCUGAAGGAGGUUGGGAGGAGAAUGGGGCUGGAGACAAAUAAGCUGUCAUCCUUAUGGAAGGACCGAGCUGUUGUAGAGAUCAACGUGGCUGUGCUCCACAGCUUCCAGAAGCAGAACGUGACUAUCAUGGAUCACCACUCUGCGUCCGAGUCGUUCCUGAAGCACCUGCAGAGCGAGUACCGCUCGCGGGGCGGCUGCCCGGCCGACUGGGUGUGGAUUGUGCCGCCCAUCUCGGGCAGCAUAACUCCUGUCUUCCACCAGGAGAUGUUGAACUAUGUCCUCACUCCCUUCUAUUACUACCAGGUGGAUGCAUGGAAAACACAUGUGUGGCAGGAUGAGACCCGGAGGCCAAACAAAAAAGUGAUCAAGUUUAGCAUCUUGGCAAAGGCUGUGCUCUUUGCAUCUUCACUCAUGCGACAGGCAAUGGCCACCAGGGCCAAGGCCACGGUGAUCUAUGCCACAGAGACAGGGAAGUCAGAAACCCUCGCGCACAGCCUGUGCAGCUUGUUCAACUGUGCCUUCAGCACCAAGGUCCUGUGCAUGGAUGAGUACAACAUUUGUGACCUGGAAAAGGAAACACUUCUCCUGGUGGUUACUAGCACUUUUGGCAAUGGAGACUCUCCAGGUAACGGAAAGACCUUGAAGAACUCCUUGCUCGCACUGAAAGCACUUGGAAAGAAAAUCAGAUAUGCUGUGUUUGGUCUGGGGUCCAGCAUGUACCCAGAGUUCUGUGCCUUUGCUCAUGCCAUUGACCAGAAGCUGGCCCAGCUCGGGGCGUCGCGGCUCGCGCCGGUCGGGGAAGGGGACGAGCUCAGCGGGCAGGAGGAAGCUUUCCGCACCUGGGCCAUCAGUGCUUUCCAGAUUGCCUGUGACAUUUUCAACAUCCGUGGGAGACACAGCAUUCAGCUGCCUGAGGUCUGUACCUCGGAGGAAAGCUGGGAUCCUGCCAGCUACAGGAUAGUGCAUGACUCUCAGCCCAUGGACCUGGCUAAAGCUCUUGCGAGCAUUCAUGCCAAGGAUGUCAUUCCCAUGAAGCUGAAAUCCAGGCAAAAUCUCCAAAGUUCAAAGUCCAGUCGUGUUACCCUUCUGGUCAAACUCUGCUGUGAGACUACACAGGAAGUGAGCUACCUGCCUGGGGAACACGUCGGGAUUUUCCCAGGCAACCAGCCAGAACUGGUCCAGGGCAUCAUAGCACGUGUCAGGGAUGCCCCUCCAGCUGACCAGACCAUCAGGCUUGAGACCUGCACUGGUGGUGGCUACUGGACAAGUGACAAAAAGCUCCCAGCCUGCACUCUCCCUGAGGCUUUGACAUACUUGCUUGAUAUCACUACUCCACCCUCACAGCAACUGCUGAAAAAGCUGUCACAGCUGGUGACGGCGGAAGGAGACAAAGAGAGGCUGGAAGUGCUGUGCCAGAGCACAGAGGAAUACAAUAAAUGGAAGUUCUACAACAGCCCAAACAUCCUGGAGGUCCUGGAGGAGUUUCCCUCUGCCGAGACUCUGACUCAGCUGCCCUUUCUGAAGCCCAGGUACUACUCUGUCAGCUCCUCCUGUGACAUGACAGCCAGAGAGAUCCAUCUGACAGUUGCAGUCGUAAACUACAGGACAAGAGGCGGGGAAGGGCCUCUGCACCACGGAGUCUGCAGCACGUGGCUGAGUACAGCAGCCCUGGAGGACACAGUUCCAUGCUUCAUACGCAGUGCUGAUGAAUUCCAUCUCCCAGAGGAGCCAUCCAAGCCCUGCAUUCUGAUCGGGGCGGGAACAGGGAUUGCUCCCUUCAGGAGCUUCUGGCUGCAGCGGCUCUACGACCUGGAGCAGAGAGGGAUCAGAGGAGGUGACAUGACGUUGCUGUUCGGCUGCCGACAGCCAGACCUGGAUCACAUCUACAAGGAAGAAACUGCGGAGAUGAAGAGGAAGGGAGUCCUGAAGGAAGUCUACACAGCUUACUCCAGACUGCCUGGCCAGGCUAAAGUCUAUGUUCAAGACAUUCUCCAAAGCACACUGGAGUCCCAGGUGUGUGACCUGGUGCACAGGGAGGAGGGACACGUGUACGUGUGCGGGGACGUGCGCAUGGCCAAGGACGUCGCGCUGGCGCUGAAGGAGAUGUUCUGCAGGACACUGGAGCUCAGUGAGCAGCAGGCAGAGGAGUAUUUCUUCCAGCUGAAGAGCCAAAAGCGAUACCAUGAAGAUAUAUUUGGGGCUCUGUUCCCACAUGAAGCCAAAAAUGCUUUGCAAUCCACGAGUUCAACAAAUCCACUACUGUUUUAG
Molecule: messenger RNA, 3450 nt
Organism: Acanthisitta chloris (rifleman)
Lineage: Eukaryota; Metazoa; Chordata; Aves; Passeriformes; Acanthisittidae
Gene: NOS2
Product: nitric oxide synthase 2, inducible
Biological process (GO): nitric oxide biosynthetic process
Molecular function (GO): calmodulin binding; nitric-oxide synthase activity; flavin adenine dinucleotide binding
Source: RefSeq, a predicted model, not a curated record